AUGCGUAACUUAUAUGCUUUAACUUUACUGCUCAUAGCAGUAUCGGCAAGCACCAUACUUGGCGCCAGUGUGGAUAAUCGACAAUAUGGUCAGAAAUUUUGUCAAGGAAAGCCCAAUGGCUUGCGGGCUCUUGUGCCCGGCAGUUGUUCAAAAUUCAUUGAAUGUUAUCGUGGAGAGUCCAAGGAGUACACUUGCCCUAAGUUCUUUGACAUUACAGCUGGCAUAUGUGUGCAACACAAUCCAGGCUGCAUUGAAACUGUUGACGUAAAUCGCGAAUCGGCUACAGUUAGAGAUACGCAGAGUCCUUGCCAGGCAACUACUCCUCCAAGUGUUACCACUCGCCCGCCGUGCUCUGAAAACACUAAGCCCACCACAACUCCUUCGUGUGUUACAACAACCCCGCCAUGCACCGGUGACAAGACAACAACAACAACAACAACAACAACAACAACAACAACAACAACAACAACAACAACAACAACAACAACAACAACAACAACAACAACAACCACAACAACAACGACAACAACAACUCCAUGUACCACGACUACAACAACGACGACAACAACAACCACUACAACAACCACAACAACAACGACAACAACAACAACAACAACAACAACAACAACAACAACAACAACAACAACAACAACAACAACAACAACAACAACAACAACAACAACAACAACAACAACAACAACAACAACCACAACAACAACGACAACUCCAUGUACCACGACUACAACAACGACGACAACAACAACCACUACAACAACCACAACAACAACGACAACAACAACCACAACAACGACAACAACAACAACAACCACAACAACUCCAUGUACCACGACUACAACAACGACGACAACAACGACGACAACAACGACGACAACAACGACGACAACAACGACGACAACCACCACGACAACCACCACGACAACAACAACAACAACCACAACAACUCCAUGUACCACGACUACAACAACGACGACAACAACGACGACAACAACGACGACAACAACGGCGACAACCACCACGACAACCACCACGACAACAACAACAACAACCACAACAACUCCAUGUACCACGACUACAACAACGACGACAACAACGACGACAACAACGACGACAACCACCACGACAACCACCACGACAACAACAACAACCACUACAACAACUCCGUGCACCACGACUACAACAACGACUACAACAACGACGACAACAACAACAACCACAACAACUCCAUGCACCACGACCACAACGACGACGACAACAACAACAACCACUACAACAACCACAACCACAACAACGACCACAACAACUCCUUGCACCACUACUACAACAACGACUACAAUAACGACUACAACAACGACUACAACAACGACUACAACAACGACGACAACCACUACGACAACAACAACAACCACUACAACAACUCCGUGCACCACGACUACAACAACGACUACAACAACAACCACAACAACGACCACAACAACUCCAUGCACCACGACUACAACAACGACCACAACAACAACAACCACUACCACAACCACUACAACAACCACAACAACUCCGUGCACCACGACUACAACAACGACAACAACAACAACCACAACAACGACAACAACAACUCCAUGCACCACUACUACAACAACGACCACAACAACGACCACAACAACUCCAUGCACAACUACUACAACAACGACUACAACAACCACAACAACGACGACAACAACAACAACCACAACAUGCCCCACGACAACAACAACGACCACGACAACAACCACAACAACAACUCCAUGUACUACGACUACAACAACGACGACAACAACGACAACUUGCACCACGACAACCAGCACCACAACAACUUGCACCACGACAACCAGCACCACGACAACUUGCACCACGACAACCAGCACCACAACAACUUGCACCACGACAACUAGCACCACGACAACUUGCACCACGACAACUUGCACCACGACAACAUGCACUACUACCACUCCAUGCGGUUCAACGACAACAACAUGCGCUGGAAUCAUAACAACACCGUGCCCAGGUGGAAAAGCGAAUAAGGGCAUGUCAGCACUGAGUGCUAAGCACCCGAUUCGUGCCCGUCCCAACCGUCGUCCUCUUAAAGAAGUAGCUCAGGCUUUAGUUGGCCUCUCAUCCGUCGAUGAUCAAAUUCAAAUGAUUUGCGUUGGCAAACCUGACGGCUUUCUUUUGGCCUCCCCUAAGCGCUGCAACGACUACUACAUCUGCCGCCACCAGCAAGCACUGAAGGUCAGCUGCGGUAACAAAUACUUCAACGGACAGAAGGGCAUUUGCGAUCUGCCCGAGAAUACCGGAUGUAUUUCUGAUGUCCCCGAAUCGGUUCAAUGUAAUGAAUUAGAGAGGCCAACGCCAGAUCCCGAAUGCCUGAAGGUUCCGAGCGGAACUGUGUUUCCCUCCAUGCAGCACUGUGAUGAGUUCAUGGUUUGCAUUGAUCAGCAAAUGAUAAUGCAGAAAUGUCCCGACCACUUUCUUUUUAAUCCCGUUAUACUCAUUUGCGAUGAUGCCGAAGACGCUGUGUGCUACAAUGAUGAGACUACAGCACUGACAACAACACAAACACCAAGCACGGCUACAGAAACAUUCACGAAAUGUGUGGGCCAAGAGUUGGGUACAUCUUUUCCAUAUAUUGAAGACUGCCAACAGUAUAUUUUGUGUCUGGGCGACGAUCAGUAUUACAAAGCGAAAUGUCCAGUAAAUGCCUGGUAUGAUCCAAAGACAGGCGAGUGUGGGCGAGAUGUGCCGAAAACAGCUUGCCAGGAAGUUGAAACAACAACCACCGCAGCAAGCACAACUCAAAGUCCACAAGAUCGCUGCGCUGAUCAGAAUCUGGGAGUCUCUUAUCCAUUAACUAUCGACUGUACGAAGUACAUAAUGUGCUUGGGGAAUGGAGAGUCUGCCAUUGUCGAUUGUAUAUAUAAUGCUUGGUAUAAUCCGGCGACGGGAGAGUGUGAACAGGAUGUGUCGCCCACAGCGUGCCAGGAGAGCCCUAUCACAACAACCACCACAGCAGCAACUACUGCAGCGACAACUCCACAAACGCCAUCCACAACAACCGAUCAGCUAGAUCCGCAGAUUUGUGCCGGAUUACCAAACGGACAAUAUGUUAGCUAUCCAGAUAAUUGUCGCAAAUAUAUCGUUUGUGCAGAGCCAGUGCCUAUAGCAUUUUACUGCCCUACUGUAUAUUACUUCAGUGCGGCAGAGCAGCAGUGUACGCUUGCGGCUGAAAGCGAUUGCGAUACCCCGAUAGUGGCGCCACCUCUGCCGACACCUUCUUCGGACAUCUGCAUGUAUAACAGCGACAAAACAUUCCCAUUUACAGCAAACUGUCAGUGGUACAUUCGUUGCGUAAAUGAUAAGGUCUAUAUGAUGGGCGUUUGCAGCGGCGGCGAGUUCUACGAUCCCGUCAGUGGUGAAUGUGGUGUCAAUGUUUCGCCCGACGCCUGUCUCGAGACUGACACCUCAACCACAACAGCUUUGACUACAAAGGUGGUUACAACCACUUCUUCUGCGCCAACAUCACAGCCUGAAGUCAGUGAUCCUUGUGAGGGUGUAGAGGAAGAUGAAUUAGUACCCUAUCCCAAUGACUGUACCAAAUUCAUUCAGUGUAAAACACCCAAUCCUCUGAUCUUCGAAUGCGCCGAGGAUCAAGAGUUUAGUCCAACGCUCAAGCGCUGCAUGGCUAGCUGGUUUGCCGGCUGUAAAGUGACACCAACUUCCACUACUGAAUUCCCUGUGACAACAACCACCGAGUCCCAUCAAUCCAAGCCCAAUGACCUUUGCGAAGGCACAACUGAAGGCUCGCUGGUUCCUUAUCCGCACAAUUGCUCAAAAUAUAUUGUAUGUCAAAAGCCCAUUGCUGUGGGCUACGUGUGCCCAGCUGGAGAGGAAUUCAAUCCAAUAAUCAGGAGCUGCAUGCAAGCGCAGCUAGCCAAUUGUACGACAUAA
This is a messenger RNA of Drosophila hydei, 3999 nucleotides long. RefSeq names its product mucin-2. The transcript has 3 exons. Gene Ontology annotation, cellular component: extracellular region. Gene Ontology annotation, molecular function: chitin binding. Lineage: Eukaryota; Metazoa; Arthropoda; Insecta; Diptera; Drosophilidae. The record is from RefSeq and is a predicted model, not a curated record. The coding region runs from base 1 to 3999 and encodes 1332 amino acids.